AUGCGCCAAGGUGGGCUCACCUCUCCGGACCUCUUCAACCUGUACGUCAAUGAGCUUAUCGUGGGUCUGAGGAGCACCAAGGUCGGUUGUCAUGUCGGGGGGGUUUGUAUGAACAACCUCAGUUAUGCGGAUGACAUGGUGCUCCUCAGCCCCUCGAUCAACGGUCUCCAGAAGCUGCUUUCAGUCUGUGAGAAUUAUGCCAAUUCUCACGGGCUGAAGUACAACGUAUCUAAGACGGAGAUGUUGGUGUUUAGGGCUGGCAGAGGUCCGGAGAGGGUCCCUGAGGUAGUUCUGAACGGUGCGCCAGUUCGGGUUGUGCAGCGGUUCAAGUACCUUGGCCAUAUUUUGACGGAGGACCUGAGAGACGAGUGUGACAUCGAGCGGGAGAGGCGGGCGCUCUCGAUCAGAUGCAACAUGCUCGCGCGUAGAUUCCACAGAUGCAGCAGUGAUGUCAAAAUUACUCUUUUUAAAGCAUACUGCCAAAAUAUGUACACCUGCCAUCUGUGGAUCAAGUACACCAGAAGGGCGAUGAGCACCAUGAGGGUGCAGUAUAAUGAUGCAUACCGCACGCUCAUGCGGCUGCCACGCUUCUGUAGCGCGUCGAGCAUGUUCGCGGAGGCGGGGGUGCCCGACUUUUUCGCCGUCCUCAGGUCACGUAUCGCUUCUUUCUGGUCGGGGCUGAGCAGCUCCGGAAAUGCAAUCUUGAAUGCUGUAUCGCAAGAUAUCACCAAUCCUUUUUACAAGCAUUGGAUAUCUGUUCAUCAGGACGCGAAUCGCAAAUGA
Molecule: messenger RNA, 783 nt
Organism: Plutella xylostella (diamondback moth)
Lineage: Eukaryota; Metazoa; Arthropoda; Insecta; Lepidoptera; Plutellidae
Product: RNA-directed DNA polymerase from mobile element jockey
Source: RefSeq, a predicted model, not a curated record